UAGCUGUCAGUCAUUUCAUGUACAGCCUUUAAUUUGGGAAGUUGUUAUGAUGUAUAUUGUAGCGAAUUUACUGUGAAAUUGUGAAUAAUUAUUAAAGUGGAAAUUAGUUUUAAAGUUCUGUAAUUAGUUGUAAAACUAAGAGCAUCGCAAUGAGCUGUAUCAGUGACUUAUCACAGUCAAACGAAUACCUAAGUUUCCGAAGCAGUAUUCCCUUGAGGAAAAUCGUAGUAGAUUCUGAUGGUUCCAAGGCAUGGAAAAUAUUUGACUCUGGUCCGAAGUCAGUGAGUUGUCCCCUGGUAUGUUUACCACCGGUGUCCGGUACUGCUGAUAUAUUCUUCAAGCAAGUGAUGGGUCUAGCAUCCAGAGGAGUUCGUGUUGUUGCUGCUGAACCACCACCGUACUGGAACCUUAAAGAGUUCUGUGACGGUUUCAAAAGACUCAUAGAUUACCUUGAGUUGGAUAAAGUACACAUAUUUGGAGCUUCUUUAGGUGGUUUUGUAGCCCAGAAAUUUGCAGAACUCACAAAGAACUGCGCUAGAGUGGCAUCGCUUGUCCUCUGCAACACGUUUACAGACACUACAGUAUUUGAAUACCAUGAUUCAUCUGCAUUGUUCUGGUUGCUACCGUCCCUAGUAUUGAAAAGGAUGCUUAUGGGAAACUUCACUACUGACAAGGUUGACCGCAGAAUUGCAGAGUCCAUUGAUUUUAUGGUAGAAAGACUGGAAUCCCUAACACAAUCAGAACUAGCAUCAAGACUGACACUAAACUGUACACCAAUGUAUGUGCAACCAGAUCUACUGAACCAUCUUCCAGUCACAAUAUUGGAUGUAUGGGACGAGUGUGCGUUGAGCUCCAAUGUACGGGAAGACAUGUACAAGUCAUAUCCUCAGGCAAAGCUGGCGCAUCUCAAGAGUGGCGGCAACUUUCCUUACUUGAGCAGAAGUGAUGAAGUUAAUUUGCAUUUAUUAAUACACCUCAGACAAUUUGAUGGUACAUUGCAGUCUGCAUCAUAUCUCAGUCUUCUUAAGAUGCCUUCCAACACACAACCUGAAGAGGGUACCGUCAGUUACUUUAACCAACGAGAAAAGUUUGUUAAAAUAUCUUAAAUAUAAUUAUUGAUAAAUUUAUAUUUAAGGGCCUUUCGACUGCGCUAGUCUUGCGUUAGAAUAAUAAUUAGAAUGAAGAAAGUUAAGGAUUUCUAUUUUUAAAAUGUUGUUACUAUAACAAAAAAAAUACUAUUUUUUUAGAUAUUAUUAUUUUACUAUAUUAUGUAGUAUUUAUGAACAAUCAGGGAUGAAUGCAAUUUAUCUGCCUAUUUUAUGUCGAGGUUAUUGCUUAAUAUUGGUGACGAUGAUAAUUAUUAAUUUAAUUAUAAUAACAGGUACAUACCAUAUUCUAAUGGGCAUUGAAAAUUUUCAUAUUAAAUUAUUUGUUGUAUUAAA
Pectinophora gossypiella (pink bollworm) is the source of this 1442-nucleotide messenger RNA. Its product is annotated as maspardin-like. NCBI's taxonomy places the organism in Eukaryota, Metazoa, Arthropoda, Insecta, Lepidoptera, Gelechiidae. The record is from RefSeq and is a predicted model, not a curated record. The transcript has 5 exons. Bases 150 to 1106 code for a protein of 318 amino acids.